AUGGCGCCUGCUCAAGCACCUCCCGAUGAGAACAUCGCAUGGCAUAUCUACGUGGGGACCAUAGUCACCAUUGUUCCAGCUACAAUUGCGGUGAUCCUUCGAUUUAUCUCUCGACGUGUUGCUCGCGCUGGACUGUGGUGGGAUGAUUACACUAUUGCGAUAGCUUUGGCAAUAAACUGGGUUAUGGCAAUCUUGCGAUGGGUUCAAAUUCCUGUCUUCGGCCUCGGCCAUCAUGCCUAUUAUCUUCCAGAUGACAAUAUACAAGGCUUUUUCAAGAGCUUUCUUGCCAACCAGAUAAUUUAUUUCCUCAAUGCGGUUUUCACAAAGGCAGCGCUGCUGUUGUUAUAUUGCCGUAUCUUUGGCGUGGUCAAGCAUUUCCGUUGGGCUUUGUGGGUAUCUGGAUUCCUGGUCAUCGGAUACUUCAUUGCAUGCACCCUUGUUUCAAUCGUCGGAUGCUUCCCAGUGGCUAAAUUCUGGAACCCAAAGGUAGCAGGAUCAUGUAUUAACCAGAUCGAUUUUUUCCGUUGGAAUGGAGUUACAAAUCUUCUCCUCGAUGUCCUGGUUCUUUGUCUUCCAUUUCCCAUGGCGUGGAGGCUGAAAACGACAAUUCGACAAAAGAUCAUUCUAACCGGCAUCUUCAUGCUUGGCGGGUUCGCCUGCAUUGUUUCUGUUAUGCGAGUUACGAGUUUCGACUAUACGGAAAUGAAUGAUCACACUUGGACCGGCGUUAAUUCGGCAAUGUAUUCAUCAAUUGAGCAAUCUGUUGGAAUCAUUUGCGCCUGCCUUCCUACGCUGCGCCCUCUGUUCCGAACCCUGUACGGUCCAUCAACGGACCAUUCAAGCGAAGGUCCUAUGUCCAGCCUCUCCUCACAGAACAGACCCUCCGUCAGUCUGCAACUAUCGUCGUCUGGCAGAGAGACAAGCACUUUGGCUCUUGCACAGCCAUCUCCGGCACGAACGCCAAACCCUCGCGUCUCUAUGUUUGAUAUGGGUAUUUACAGUGUCGUUGAUCGUGGAUCUUUGUCUCUCGAAUACGGCGACGGGCAUAAGGUGGAUAAAUAUGUUUCUUCUCAAGUUGAAUCAAUGGUUUAG
Molecule: messenger RNA, 1092 nt
Organism: Penicillium lagena
Lineage: Eukaryota; Fungi; Ascomycota; Eurotiomycetes; Eurotiales; Aspergillaceae
Exons: 4
Coding region: 1-1092 (363 amino acids)
Source: RefSeq, a predicted model, not a curated record